Molecule: messenger RNA, 1020 nt
Organism: Anoplopoma fimbria (sablefish)
Lineage: Eukaryota; Metazoa; Chordata; Actinopteri; Perciformes; Anoplopomatidae
Product: ion channel TACAN-like
Exons: 12
Coding region: 1-1020 (339 amino acids)
Biological process (GO): fat cell differentiation
Cellular component (GO): membrane
Source: RefSeq, a predicted model, not a curated record
AUGCCUCAAGAUUUAAGAGUCGUCCUGGAGGAGUGGAAACGUCUGGAAGAAGAGCAUCAACAACUUCUGGAGACACACAGACUGUACUUACAGAAAUUGGAGGAAAUUUCCAAACUACAGAAAAACUGCUCUUCCUCCAUUUCCAGUCAGCGUGGAAGACUGAAGGACGUGUCCCGCCUGGUGAAAAAAUGCAGCAAAGGACCAUCAGAGGAAGAUGCCAAGACUUUGGAUGAAAUAAAUGAGAAGAUAAAGACGCGACCAAAUGCUCUCUCUGAAAUGGAAGCUUUUCUUCCCAAUAAAAACGGGUUGUACCUCAGUCUGGUUCUUGGAAAUGUGAAUGUCACUCUUCUCAGUAAGCAGUCAAAAUUUGGCUACAAAGAUGAAUAUGAGAAGUUCAAGUUGUACCUCACAGUCAUCCUGCUGCUGUUCUCCUUCAUAUGCUAUUUCUUUGCGAGCUACAGAUUCCUUGAUGCAAUCCUCAAUUUCGUGCUGGUGUGGUACUACUGUACGUUAACACUCAGGGAAAGUAUCCUCAUCGUCAACGGCUCCAGAAUCAAAGGCUGGUGGGUUUUCCAUCACUACAUCUCAGCUUUUUUGUCUGGUGUAAUAUUGACAUGGCCAGAUGGGAACCUGUACAAGAUAUUCAGAAACCAGUUCCUUGCCUAUUCCUUGUAUCAAAGUUUUGUUCAGUGUCUGCAGUGCUAUUAUCAGAGCGGAUGUUUGUACAGGCUACGAGCCCUGGGAGAAAGACACAACAUGGAUCUGACCGUGGAGGGAUUUCAGUCGUGGAUGUGGAAAGGGCUGACCUUUCUGUUGCCCUUCCUGUUUUUUGGUCAUUUCUGGCAGCUCUUCAAUAGCAUCUCUCUCUUCAGAAUGUCUCAGCUCCCAGACUGUAAAGAAUGGCAGGUCUUGAUGUGUGGUCUCUGCUUCCUUAUUCUGUUCAUGGGAAACUUCUUCACCACUGUUGCCGUGGUCCGUCACAAGGUCAAGAGCAGGAAUCAGAAACCAAAGAAGCUGUAA